CCACCAACCAGUGGUUCAUCCCGGCCGUGCGGGGGGACAUCCCCCCGGGCUGUGCCGCCUACGGCUUCGUGUGUGACGGCACGCGGCUGCUGGUGUUCGGGGGCAUGGUGGAGUACGGCAAGUACAGCAACGACCUCUACGAGCUGCAGGCCUCCAGGUGGGAGUGGAAGCGGCUGAAGGCGAAGACCCCCAAAAAUGGACCCCCCCCUUGCCCCCGGCUGGGCCACAGCUUCUCCCUGGUGGGCAACAAGUGUUACCUGUUCGGGGGGCUGGCCAACGACAGCGAGGACCCCAAAAACAACAUCCCCCGGUACCUGAACGACCUGUACGUGCUGGAGCUGCGCCCGGGCUCGGGGGUGCUGGCCUGGGACAUCCCCAUCACCUACGGGGUGCUGCCCCCGCCCCGCGAGUCCCACACGGCCGUGGUGUACACGGAGCGCGACGGGCGGCGCUCGCGCCUCGUCAUCUACGGGGGCAUGAGCGGCUGCAGGCUGGGCGACCUGUGGACCCUGGACAUCGAGACGCUGACCUGGAACAAGCCGAGCCUGAGCGGGGUCGCUCCCCUCCCCCGCAGCCUCCACUCGGCCACCACCAUCGGCAACAAGAUGUACGUUUUUGGGGGGUGGGUGCCCCUGGUGAUGGAUGACGUGAAGGUGGCCACGCACGAGAAGGAGUGGAAGUGCACCAACACCCUGGCCUGCCUGAACCUGGACUCGAUGGCCUGGGAGCCCCUGGUGCUGGAGACCCUGGAGGACAACGUGCCGCGGGCGCGCGCCGGGCACUGCGCCGUGGCCAUCGCCACCCGCCUGUACAUCUGGAGCGGGCGCGACGGCUACCGCAAGGCCUGGAACAACCAGGUGUGCUGCAAGGACCUGUGGUACCUGGAGACAGAGCGGCCGCCCGCGCCGGGCCGCGUGCAGCUGGUGCGCGCCAACACCACGUCGCUGGAGGUGAGCUGGGGCGCCGUGCCCACGGCCGACUCGUACCUGCUGCAGCUGCAGAAGUACGAGCUGCCCGCCGCGCCCGCGCCGCCGCCCGUGCCCUCGGUGCCCGCCAACCCGCCCAAGAGCCCGUACAUUGGUGUCCCGGCGGUGCUGAAGGUGACCGGUCCCCCUGCGGCCACCGCGGGGCCGCCGCUGGUGACCGUGCGCUCGGCCGGGCCCGGCAAGGCCCCGGUAACGGUGACAUCGCUGCCCGCCGGCGUCAGGAUGGUGGUGCCCACCCAGAGCCCCCAGGGCACGGUGAUCGGCAGCAGCCCGCAGAUGAGCGGCAUGGCGGCGCUGGCGGCGGCGGCCGCGGCCACGCAGAAGAUCCCGCCGGCCUCGGCGCCCACCGUGCUCAGCGUCCCCGCGGGGGCCACCAUCGUCAAGACGGUGGCCGUCACCCCCGGGGCCACCACCCUGCCCGCCACCGUCAAGGUGGCCUCGUCACCUGUCAUGGUGAGCAACCCUGCCACGCGCAUGCUGAAGACGGCGGCCGCCCAGGUGGGCACGGCGGGCGCGUCCCCCGCGGCCACCAACGCGGCCACCCGGCCCAUCAUCACCGUGCACAAGUCGGGCACGGUGACGGUGGCCCAGCAGGCCCAGGUGGUCACCACCGUGGUCGGAGGGGUCACCAAGACCAUCACGCUGGUCAAGAGCCCCAUCUCCGUGCCGGGGGGCAGCGCCCUGAUCUCCAACCUGGGCAAGGUGAUGUCGGUGGUGCAGACGAAACCCGUGCAGAGCUCGGCUGUCACCGGGCAGGCCUCGAGCGGCCCCGUCACCCAGAUCAUCCAGACCAAGGGCCCCCUGCCCGCCGGGACCAUCCUGAAGCUGGUGACGUCGGGGGAGGGGAAGCCCACCACCAUCCUGACCAGCACGCAGGCGGGGGCGGGGGCGGCCAAGCCCCCCACCAUCCUGGGCAUCAGCAGCGUGUCCCCCAGCACCACCAAGCCCGGGACCACCACCAUCAUCAAAACCAUCCCCAUGUCGGCCAUCAUCACCCAGUCGGGGGCUACCGGUGUCACCAGCAGCCCCGGGAUCAAGUCCCCCAUCACCAUCAUCACCACCAAGGUGAUGACCUCGGGCACCGGGACCCCCGCCAAGAUCAUCACAGCUGUCCCCAAGCUGGGCGGGGGACACGGCCAGCAGGGUGUGACACAGGUGGUGCUGAAGGGGGCCCCGGGACAGCCGGGGACCAUCCUGAGGACGGUGCCCAUGGGGGGGGUCCGGCUGGUCACCCCCGUCACCGUCUCGGCCGUCAAGCCCACGGUGACCACCCUGGUGGUCAAGGGCACCACCGGUGUGACCACGCUGGGGACGGUGACAGGGACAGUGUCCACCAGCCUGGCCGGGGGCGCGGGUGGCCACAGCGCCACGGCCUCGCUGGCCACGCCCAUCACCACCCUGGGGACAAUCGCCACCCUGUCCAGCCAGGUCCUGAACCCCGCGGCCAUCACGGCCACCGCGGCCGGGGGCGGCCUGGGGACACCCACCAUCACCAUGCAGCCGGUGUCCCAGCCCACGCAGGUGACGCUGAUCACCACGCCCAGCGGCGUGGAGGCCCAGCCCGUGCACGACCUGCCCGUGUCCAUCCUGGCGUCCCCCACGGCCGAGGGUCCCCCCGCGGCCACCUCGGGGGGUGGCAGCCUGGCCGAGCCCCCCCCCGCCGAGGCCACCCCGGGCACGGUCACCCUGGUGUGCUCCAACCCCCCCUGCGAGACCCACGAGACCGGGACCACCAACACGGCCACCACCAGCCUGGUGGCCAACGUGGGCACGGGGGGGGCGCAGCUGCAGCUGCUCUGCGAGGACACGGGCGGGGGGACGGCGGUGGCAGUGCCCCCCCGGGCCUGCUCCAACCCCCCCUGCGAGACCCACGAGACGGGGACCACCAACACCCCCACGGCGGCGGGGACGGCGCGCCUGGGGACACCCGGGGGACCCCCCUGCCCCACGCAGCAGACGGCGGCCACGGGCACCACGAUGACGGCGCGGCUGUGCCCCCCCGAAGGCGGCGGUGUCACCUCUGUCACCUCGUGCCAAACGCAGGAGGCCGCCCCGUGCCAAACGCCCUGGGGACAGCCUGAGGUGGGGACGGCCACCAGCGCGAGCUGUGAGACCCCCGCGGGGACACGGCUGUGUGCCAACCCCCCCUGCGAGACCCACGAGACGGGGACAACCAACACGGUGACAGUGACAGGGGCACAGUUGUGCUCCAACCCCCCCUGCGAGACCCAUGAGACGGGGACAACCAACACGGUGACAGUGACAGGGGCACAGCUCUGCUCCAACCCUCCUUGUGAGACCCACGAGACGGGGACAACCAACACGGUGACAGUGACAGGGUCACAGUUGUGCUCCAACCCCCCCUGUGAGACGCACGAGACGGGGACAACCAACACGGUGACAACCACGGGGACACGGCUGUGUGCCAACCCUCCUUGUGAAACCCACGAGACGGGGACAACCAACACGGUGACAACGACAGCGCCAAGGCCACCCUGCUCCAACCCUCCCUGUGAGACCCACGAGACAGGGACAACCAACACGGUGACAACCACGGGGACACGGUUCUGCUCCAACCCCCCAUGCGAGACCCACGAGACGGGGACAACCAGCACGGCCACCACCACCACGGCCACCUCGUGCCCUCCGCCCGAGCCGGGGACAGCGGUGCCACCACCUCGAGGUGUCCCCCCCUGCGCCAACCCCCCCUGCGAGACGCACGAGACGGGCACGACCAACACGGUGACAGUGACAUCGUCACAGCUCUGCUCCAACCCCCCCUGCGAGACCCACGAGACCGGGACCACCAACACGGCCACCACGGCCACCGCGGGCUCCCGGCCGGGUGACACUACCACCACGGCCACCAGCGCCGCCACCAGCGCCGCCACCUCCAGCACGGGGGGGUCCCCGCCUUGUGCCAACCCCCCCUGCGAGACCCCCGAGAGCGGGGCCACCAGCACGGCCACCACAGCGGGGUCCCCGCCCUGCCAGAGCCACCCGGGCGGGGCCACCAGCCCGGCCACCAGCGAGGGGGUGACAGCGCCGCCCCCGCCCUGUGCCACCGCCACCAGCCCCCCCCGCGCCUGCUCCAACCCCCCCUGCGAGACCCACGAGACGGGGACAACGGCCACGGCCACCACGGUCACCGCCAGCAUGGGCGCCAGCCAAGAGCCCCCCCCGCCGGCUGCCAACGGGCAGGGGGAGGGCGAGACCCCCCCCAGCGAGGGCGGGGGUCCCCCUGUGCCCCCCGGGACCCCCAGCCCCGGCCCCAGCGGCAGCGGGACCCCCCAGCCCCGGGCGGUCACCACGGUCACUCAGUCCACGCCAGCGCCGGGGCCGGCCGUGCCGGCACCUCGGAGCCGCUGGAGCCGGGCGAGCCCGGGGGGGGCCCCUCGGAGCUGGGGGGGCCCCUGGAGGGGGCGGGGGAUCAAGGGCACCACCAUGAUGGUCACCCACUACUUCCUGCCGCCCGACGACGCGCCGCCCGCCGACGACGACGCCUCGGGGGUCCCGGACCACUCUCAGCUGCGCCGCCAGGAGCUGCAGCCGGGCACGGCGUACAAGUUCCGCGUGGCCGGGCUCAACGCCUGCGGCCGCGGGCCCUUCUCGGAGCUGUCAGCCUUCAAAACCUGCCUGCCCGGCUUCCCGGGGGCGCCCUGCGCCAUCAAGAUCAGCAAGAGCCCCGACGGGGCACACCUGACGUGGGAGCCGCCGUCGGUGACGUCGGGCCGCAUCGCCGAGUACUCGGUGUACCUGGCCAUCCAGGGGGGGCCCGGGGGGGGCCCCGAGGCCCGCGGGGGGGGGGCGCAGCUGGCCUUCAUGAGGGUCUACUGCGGGCCCAGCCCCUCGUGCCUGGUGCCGGCCUCCAGCCUGGCCAGCGCCCACAUCGACCACACCACCAAGCCGGCCAUCAUCUUCCGCAUCGCCGCGCGCAACGACAAGGGCUACGGCCCCGCCACGCAGGUGCGGUGGCUGCAAGGUGGGUCUGGGGGCUCUGAAAUGAGUCUGGGGGCUGCAGAGCCCUGGGGGUCCCUGUGGCACUGGGAUUGUCCCCUGCAGUGACAAGGGCUACGGCCC
This is a messenger RNA of Passer montanus (Eurasian tree sparrow), 5066 nucleotides long. It is a transcript of the gene HCFC1, whose product is annotated as host cell factor C1. The transcript is spliced from 22 exons. Gene Ontology annotation, molecular function: transcription coactivator activity; protein binding. The record is from RefSeq and is a predicted model, not a curated record. Gene Ontology annotation, biological process: chromatin remodeling; regulation of DNA-templated transcription. Bases 105 to 5051 code for a protein of 1648 amino acids. Gene Ontology annotation, cellular component: histone methyltransferase complex. Lineage: Eukaryota; Metazoa; Chordata; Aves; Passeriformes; Passeridae.